AUGGCUUCUACUUCGUCUCUUUCACUCUUCCUCAUUCCUUCUUCUUCUUCAAUUCCUCCGCUAUGCUUAUCCCAAACCACUGCCAAAUGCAAACAACGUUUCUCAUUUCCUUCUCUUAAUACAAACCUUACAACUUUACCCUUUUCCUCCACUAAACGCUUCAUUACUAGAGUCUCGGAGGAGGAGGAGGAGGAGGAGGAGGUGGAGGAGGAGGAGGAGGAGGAGGAGUACAAAUUCCACAACUUCCCUGACCCAAUUCCUGAAUUUGCAGAUUCCGAGACCGAAAAACUCAAAAGCCACCUUCUUAAGAAGCUUCCACAGAAAGAUAUCUUUGAGGAUUCAGUUGAAGAAGUUGUUGGAGUUUGCACAGAGAUUUUCAGAACCUUCUUGCAUUCCGAGUAUGGAGGCCCUGGUACACUCUUGGUUUAUCCUUUCGCUGACAUGGCUGAUACUGUAACCGAACGGGGAUUGCCUGGAGGACCGCAAGCAGCGCGUAGUGCUCUCAACUGGGCCCAUGCUAAUGUCGAUAAAGACUGGAAUGAAUGGAGAGGUGGUAAAUAG
Molecule: messenger RNA, 561 nt
Organism: Lathyrus sativus (Indian pea)
Lineage: Eukaryota; Viridiplantae; Streptophyta; Magnoliopsida; Fabales; Fabaceae
Source: the annotation of a GenBank genome assembly